GAUGGACAGGUUCUGACACAAGGGGGACUCUGGUCCUGGACCAGGACCUCCUGCUCUUCACCCUGACUGACCGGCUCUCAGCUUUUUGCUGCGUCAGCAGAAUAAUUCUGUUAGAAGCAUSGAGGAGGGUCCGCCGUCUCGAUCAGCUCGGGUCCAGAGGAGGUUCUGAGACAAACCAACCGAGCCGGAUUGGAUCAUUGGUUCAGACGGGCGCGCUGGAGGCGGGAGGAUCCGACGGAGCGCGCUCAGUCUGCGCGCGUCACCCACUGAGCAGCACCGACACCAGGACCCGAGUCUGAGGAUCCGGGACCGGACCGGACCGGAGCAGCAGGAGGAUGAACCAGAGCGCAGGAGCAGCGCAGCACAGCAGGAGGUUCUCCGUGGAGGAGAAGGACGUUGGACACAUCGGAGCGGACAGGAACUGGAAGGGGAUCGGCAUCUCUCUGCUGGUCAUCGUGGUGGUCCUGUCUUUUAUCGGACUUUCCAUCGUUCUGCUGUCAAGAGCGUCAGAAGUCGUCUUUCGGAGCUGGGACGGAGACGUUUUCAAAGUCAACACGUUGAAUUACGAGAUGGAUCUCCUGAUCAAAAACACAACGUUUGCGACGUUUAAGGCGACAAAGUUUGCAGUUUCUCCAGAUCAGAACUUUGUUCUUCUGGGAUAUGACGUUAAACGGGUUUACAAGCAUUCUUUCCUGGCUUCAUAUCUCAUCUACAACCUGUAUACAAGAGAGGUGCGGGAGCUUAAUCCUCCUGAGGUGUCAGACUCGGUUCUACAGUUCGCCUCGUGGGGCGUUCAGGGUCAGCAGCUGAUCUACAUCUUUGAAAACAACAUCUACUACCAGACAGACGUUCAGAGCAGCUCCUGGAGGCUGACGUCUUCAGGACAGGAGGGCGUGGUCUUCAACGGGAUCUCAGACUGGCUGUAUGAGGAGGAGGUGCUGCACACCCAGGUGGCCCACUGGUGGUCUCCGGACGGCUCCAGACUGGCCUACCUGACCAUCAACGACUCCCUGGUUCCCAACAUGAUCCUGCCUCGCUUCACGGGAUCUCUGUACCCCAAAGGGAAAGAGUACCCCUACCCAAAGAUGGGUCAGGUCAACCCAACCGUCGGCCUUCAUGUGAUCUCUCUGGACGGCAGCUCCGUCACGACUGAACUGAAACCACCUGAAAGUUUCAAAAAGAGUGAUUAUUACGUCACCAUGGUGCGCUGGGCGACCCCGGAGAGGCUGGGCGUCCGUUGGGUGAAUCGAGCUCAGAACGUGUCGAUUCUCUCUCUGUGUGACACCGACACAGGAAUCUGUGUGAAGAAACACGUGAUGACAUCAGACAGGUGGCUGAAUCAUCAGAACGAGGAGCCGGUGUUUUCCAGAGACUGCAGGACGUUCUUCAUCACGCUGCCUUUAAAGGACGGCCGACACGGAGCCUUCAGCCACAUCACCAUGAUUUCCAAUCAAUCUGAAGGUCCGGAGGUCACCCUGCGACACCUGACCUCWGGGAACUGGGACGUGUCCCACAUCCUGGCCUUCGACGAACAGAUCAGAUCAGUCUACUUCCUGAGUUCAGAGGAAGGCUCCACCCAACGACACCUGUACAGCGUCUCAGCCGAGGAUCCGUUUCAUAAAAAGUGUCUGAGCUGCUCUCUUUUCAAACCAAACUGCUCCUUCUACAACGCUGUCAUCAGCCCCGACUGUCGACACGUUCUGCUCACCUGCACAGGUUUUCGUCUGGAGCUGAUUGUUCCGGUUGAUCUGGAUGAAACGAAGGAGCACCCCUUGUUACUGGUUCUUGACAGCGCCCCCGGUGGUCAGGCUGUGAGCGACCGCUUCUCUCUGGACUGGGACUCGGUCCUGGUCAGUUCSGACCGAGCCAUCGUGGCCCGUCUGGACGGGCGGGGCAGCGGGUUCCAGGGUCAGAGGAUCCAACACGGACUCCACCAGAAAGUGGGAGUUGUUGACGUCCAGGACCAGAUGUCUGCGGUGGAGCACCUGGUCGAGCUGCCGUUCGUGGACAGAACCAGAGUGGGAGUUUAUGGAAAAGCGUACGGAGGUUUCCUCUCCACCCUGCUGCUCCUCUCUCACAGCUCCAUGUUUCAAUGUGGCGUCGCAGUCGCUCCUAUUACCAACUGGAGACUUUACGGAUCGACCUGCUCUGAGAAAUACUUUGGUUUUCCAACUAAAGAUCAAAAAUUUGAGGUUUUCAGUCUCGUCAACAACGCCUCAGCUCGCAGUGCGACGGACUUCCUGCUCCUCCACGGGACAGCCGACGCCUCGGUUCACUUCCAGCACUCUGCAGAGCUGAUCAACCUGCUGAACGUGUUGAGUGUAAAUUACACCCUGCAGAUGUUCCCAGAUGAAGGCCACGUGGUCUCGGCCGACAGCCGGCGCUACGAGCUGAGGUCGGUGCUGAACUUCUUGGGGCGCUGCUUCUUCCAGGCCGAGCAGCCGCCUCCUCCAGAGACGUCCAAAGAGGAGGAGUGAAGGCGACGGACCUCCUGCAGAAACACCGAAGGGCUCCGAUCAGACCGCGCUUUAACCUUUAUAAUUGUUUUUAUGGCUCGCUCUUUAAUAACAGCAAUAAAAUAAACAUCACUGUCAGAGACCAAAAACUGUAACGAGAAAAAAACACGUCAAAAACAGACCAAGAUGCUGCUUUUCUUUCAUUUAUGAUUAAAUAUUUAAAGGUUUGAAUCGUUGUYGUUUUGUUCUGCAGUAAAGAAACAGAUCAUGUUUAUAAACAGCUGUAAUCUUUGUGUUGCACUUUUUAAAUCCCACAAUGUGAAGAAAGGUUGAAAUGAAACAUGGAGCUCGUAUCAUGAGUCAGAGAGUCCCAGGUUUUGGUUCUGUACCGAUACAAACUGUUCUUCAUCCUGUUAUUUAUCACAUUUCAUGGAAAACGUCCUCAUUAACAGACAUUUGUAUACCUGAGAGUAUUUAAAAAUAAAUUAUUAAACUUUUUUUUUCAUGUGUU
Messenger RNA from Austrofundulus limnaeus, 2967 nucleotides. RefSeq names its product inactive dipeptidyl peptidase 10. Lineage: Eukaryota; Metazoa; Chordata; Actinopteri; Cyprinodontiformes; Rivulidae. Gene Ontology annotation, biological process: proteolysis; regulation of potassium ion transmembrane transport. Gene Ontology annotation, molecular function: potassium channel regulator activity; serine-type peptidase activity. The record is from RefSeq and is a predicted model, not a curated record. Gene Ontology annotation, cellular component: voltage-gated potassium channel complex; plasma membrane.